AUGGUGGAAAUAAUAUCAAGUCGACAAAUCACUCUCUGGUUCGUGGCAUUCAUCACAUUUAUAGGAAUUACUGAAAGUUUAAAAUGUUGGCAUUGUGUGGCUGAUAAUUGUGAAGAAGAUCCACAAAAUAAUUACAAAGCUAGUCAAAAGACAUGUCUCGAGGGUCAAAUUUGUCAGAAAGUGUAUUUUGAGAUGUAUAGUACAGAAGAUGACGUGAAAUACAAGUCACUGGUCAGAAGUUGUGCCGAGGAUUGUUCCAGCAGUAAUGACUUCUAUAAUUGCUCAAAUGAUUUAUAUACCACGCGUGGCUGUAUUAAACGAUCAUGUUGUGACGACGAAGACUUGUGUAACAAUUCACAUAAAAAUUUUACUGCGUUCACAAUACAACUAAUCAUCGUGGUCUGUGGAAUAUUGAUGUUCUUCGGUAAUUGA
Messenger RNA from Lottia gigantea (owl limpet), 432 nucleotides. RefSeq lists its product as hypothetical. The transcript is spliced from 3 exons. Bases 1 to 432 code for a protein of 143 amino acids. The record is from RefSeq and is a predicted model, not a curated record. NCBI's taxonomy places the organism in Eukaryota, Metazoa, Mollusca, Gastropoda, Lottiidae.